UAUCUCUGAUUUACACACUGCUCAUUUCAUUUCACACAAACACACAGCAAGCUGCUCUCUGACAAAAAGAACUUCUUCUGGCUGAUGCUGAGGUGUAAAUGCACAGAGCAUCACCAUGGAAACCGUGUCAGUCGUGCUCCUCCUGCUUUCAGCUUCUACUCCUCCAGUCCAGAACCAACUCACUUCACUUCCGGGUCACAUGAAUCAGACUGAGGCUCGGAAAGCUUGCAGAAAAAAAUACACCAACCUCGUCACUGUGUACUCUGAUGAAGACAACACUAAACUGGCUGAACUGAUGAUGAAGGCUGGUAUUUACAUUGCCUGGAUCGGACUCUAUCGCAGUAAUUUUAGUGAGAAAUGGUCUAAUGGUGAUAAUGUAACAUACAGAAAUCUGACAGGGGAUUGUGGGACAUCGAGCAACUGUGCUGCUAUGAAGGCUGAUGGUUCAUGGGAAAGUGCUCCAUGCACAUUAGCAAGAUAUUUCAUGUGCUAUGAACAAGCUUCCUCACAGACUCCUAAUUAUCAUCUUAUCCUUGAGACUAAGACCUGGUAUGAAGCUCAGCAUUACUGUAGACAGAGAUACACUGACCUGGUCAGCAUCAGAGAUCAGCAGCACAAUGAAGAGGUGAGGAUUAAAGGGUUAAACAGCAGCACACCCUUCUGGAUCGGCCUGCUGUGUGAUGACUGGCAGUGGAUUGAUGGAGGAAUCUCUGCCUAUAGAAACUGGGCUUGGCAGCGCGGUAAACAUAAUCCAUCACCAUACAACUGUGUAGUACAAGAUAUAUCGGCAUGGAUAUGGGGAUGGAGAUGGGGAUGGAGAUGGGGAUGGUACUCAGUCCCGUGCGAUUAUCCUUACUCUGCUUUGUGCUACAACACUUUUACUCCUCCAGUCCAGAACCAGCUCACUUCACUUCUGGGUACCAUGAAUCAGACUGAGGCUCGGAAAGCUUGCAGAGAAAAAUACACCGACCUCGCUACUGUGUACUCUGAUGAAGACAACACUAAACUGGCUAACCUGAUGAGAAAGGCUGGUAUUUACAUUGCCUGGAUCGGAAUCUAUCGCAGUAAUUUCAGUGAGAAAUGGUCUAAUGGUGAUCUUGUAACAUUCAGAAAAAUGACAGGGGAUUGUGGGACAUCAAACUUCUGUGCUGCUAUGAAGCCUGAUGGUUCAUGGGAAAGUCUUAACUGCACAGACACAAGAUAUUUCAUGUGCUAUGAACAAGAUGCUUCCUCACAGACUCGUAAUUAUCAUCUUAUCCUUGAGAAUAAGACCUGGUAUGAAGCUCAGCAUUACUGUAGACAGAGAUACACUGACCUGGUCAGUAUCAGAGAUCAGCAGCACAAUGAAGAGGUGAAGAUUAAAGGGUUAAACAGCAGCACACCUUUCUGGAUCGGCCUGCUGUGUGAUGACUGGCAGUGGAGUGAUGGAGGAAUCUCUGCCUAUAGAAACUGGGGUUGGCAGAGUGGUGAACCUCAUCCAUCACCAUACAACUGUGUAGUACAUAAUAUAUGGGGAGGGAGAUGGUACUCAGUCCUGUGUGAUUAUCUUUACUCUGCUUUGUGCUACAACAAUUACAUCCAUGUGAGUGAAGAGGCUCUGAGCUGGGAGAAAGCGCUGGAUUACUGUGAUAAAGAGAACAGAGCUGGAAUUCUGAUCAUCGAUUCUCAAGCUGAACAGGAACAGUUAGAGUCUGAGCUCAUGAGGAGACGUGUCCCUCCAGGGUCUCUGUGGGUGGGGCUUGGAGCAAACCGUCUCUCUGAGCUGAAGGUGUCCUCUGGUCCGCUGACCUGCCAGGACAUACAGAGACAGAGUGAAGCUGACACACACACUGCAGGAGCAGCACCAGAUUAUGUGAUGGACUCCACUGAACUUCGAGGCGUGUGUAAACUGAAGUGUUGAGCUGAAUCACAGAGCAGGAAAAAGUGAGCAGGAAGUGUUCACACACUCAGAGCUUCACACAUCAAUUGGACUUCACAAGAAUAUUUAGAAUAUAUAUUUCAUGCUGUUAAUGCUUCUCUAAAUUCUUGUUUAAGAUAAAAUUGAUUAUACUUUCUUUUCUUUUAUCAUAUCAAUAAUAAGAAACUGGAAUUUUACUCUUUUUUACGAUAACUUUUGUGUUGUAUUUUCUUCAUUUACAGCAGUUGAGUUUAGUAACUACUGAUAAUCUAUAUUAAUAAACUG
Messenger RNA from Tachysurus fulvidraco (yellow catfish), 2182 nucleotides. Its product is annotated as secretory phospholipase A2 receptor-like. The transcript has 8 exons. The record is from RefSeq and is a predicted model, not a curated record. The coding region runs from base 116 to 1900 and encodes 594 amino acids. Lineage: Eukaryota; Metazoa; Chordata; Actinopteri; Siluriformes; Bagridae.